This is a messenger RNA of Zootoca vivipara (common lizard), 4723 nucleotides long. Its product is annotated as uroplakin-3b-like protein 1. Gene Ontology annotation, cellular component: membrane. The record is from RefSeq and is a predicted model, not a curated record. NCBI's taxonomy places the organism in Eukaryota, Metazoa, Chordata, Lepidosauria, Squamata, Lacertidae.
AUGUGGGCGAGGCCCAGUGGGGAAGGAUCACAAAUAGGGCCAGGAGGCAUCUUUCUGCUCAAGUCUCCUGGUGGCGUUUUUGUGUGCGAGACCCACAAGGAGGACGGACAACCUGUGGGAAGCAUGAUUUUCUCUGGGAUACUCUUGGUGAUGGGAAUUGGCAUCGCAGCUGCAAAAGUGUCGGUAGGAUAUACGCCUCGCCUCACUUCCAAGGACCUGGCCGGGAAGAUCACUUCCUCCACCUUCACUUUGGAACAACCCCGCUGCGUCUUCAACAAGUUUGUCAGUGCCACCGAAGAGAUAUGGCUGGUGGUCGCCCGCAGCAGCGCAGCAGAAAGCUGCGCCAUCCCCAGAUCCCCUGAGGAGCUGCCCUAUCAAUCGUUUGAUAACAAUUCCUGUUACAUGACUUUGGGCACUGCCCCAGCAAACUACCCCUGCCCAGCGGAAGGAAGCAGCGAGCUCACUGUCUUGCGGGUGGGGAACGAAGUCGACUGCAAGACAGAUCCCACCAGACCAGAUUGCAACGGCCCCCUGCCUGAGCCAGGGCCCUACAAGGUGAAGUUUCUGGCCUUUAAUUCUGGAGGCCCCACAGCAGAGUCGAGAUGGUCGGAGUCCAUCACGCUGAUCCAAGGGAAGGAUCCCGAGACGAUUGACACAUCCCCCGGGCGACGGAGCGCUGGAAUGAUUGCCAUCGCCACGAUCCUCUCCAUCCUCUGUGCCAUCCUGCUGGCUGCCCUCAUUGCUGCCUUGGUCUAUAAAUAUUCGGACGUCUGCGGCAGCGCCGAGAUUGUCACCGUGAGGGAUCCAGCGACAAUCACCCGCUACACCACCCACCAUAUAUAUGACCAGCCUGGCCGAAACUUGUGAGCCCCUAUGUUUCAGGACGAUCUGUCGGCGGUAUCCACCUUCCCUUUCCCCUCCUGCUGUGGCUGCCUCAAUCCGUUAGAAUCUCUCAAGGAGCUCAGCUGAGACAUUUGACCUCUGAAUGUACAUUCCAUUCCUGAGAUCCUCUUGGAGGAGCUCAGAGGAGUUGGCGGGGCGGAGGGCAGAGGAAAAACUGAGCGAUCAUCUGUGAAUUACACACUUUGGGAUGUUUUCUUCACUGAAGAUGGAUAUUGGCGGCACCUUCUGCCCAAGGGAGAAUCCGGUGCAACGGUGGUUACGUCUUAAAACGUUGAAAUAAUUCCAUAUGUAAACAGCAGCAGAUUUAGGCUGUUCCCAAUGAACGAAUAAGUCUGGGGGCAGCCUCAUUUUAAAAGAUUGGGGGGCAGGGGGCAGGGAGAGAGCUUUCGGGGUUGUUGUUUUUCCAAUUAAGAAUCCUAGAUGUGUUGGUUGCAGGCAGAGUAAUCACCAAAGACGUCUUUAUUUGAUGAAUGGGAUGGGGUUUGUUUGAACCUGAAAGGAAUACCUCACAGGAGAAAAGGGACGCACACCUUGUUUUCAGGCAUCGGUGGGAGCAACAGGCAUCUUCUUAAAAAAGAGGCUUUUGAGUGCCUCUUAGAAGAUGGUGCCUGUCGGCUGGGAAGUCUGGAGGUACUGUUAUUAAAAUAUAAUCUAUAUCGUUUUAACCUGCUGUUGCCUAGUUAAUCGGGAGCAGGCACCAUUCAAAGCUGCGGAAUGGAGAAAUCAAGGGUGUGGACUUCCAGGUACAUCAAAUCAAUAAAACCCUGUGAAAUUUUUUUGAAAUCAUCUUCUUUUGGCCUGAGUUCUUGCAAUUUAUUGCUUACUCCUGAUCUAGUCCAACCCCCUUCAAUGCAGGAAUAGGCAGCUGUCCCGUACGGGGAUUGAACCUGCAACCUUGGCGUUAUCAGCACCACGCUCUAACCAUCUGAGCUACCCAGGCCUUCACAGGGUCCAAGAGCGUCUGAAGGGCCACAGAUUAGGUGCUCCUGGACGACACACUAUAAUCCUACACUUUGAAAACACCACACCAUCAAAUGGCCACCUUUCCCGCAAUCAAACAAGCCCAACAGUCAAAAUAAUUGGCUCAUCCCUUUGGGGAUUCCUCUACUGCUUGGGCCAAGCAAGUGAAUCCAAAAGAGAGGGGUCUUUUUUUGGCGUCACACUUAUAAUUCUCCUUCCCCCUCUACGAUCAUUGUGUUGCCGUCUUUUUUGCAGAACAUGCUAAGAUCAUCCUAUGUACGGAAGCAGAAAAGCAAUGGGGGUGGGGGAGUAUAUAUUUCAACCUAGGUAAAGGUAAAGGGACCCCUGACCAUUAGGUCCAGUCAUGACCGACUGUGGGGUUGCGCGCUCAUCUCGCAUUAUUGGCUGACGGAGCCGGCGUAUAGCUUCCAGGUCAUGUGGCCAGCAUGACAAAGCCGCUUCUGGCAAACCAGAGCAGCACAUGGAAAUGCCGUUUACCUUCCAGCUGUAACGGUUCCUAUUUAUCUACUUGCAUUUUGACGUGCUUUCGAACUGCUAGGUUGGCAGGAGCUGGGACCGAGCAACGGGAGCUCACCCCGUCACAGGGAUUCGAACCGCUGACCUUCUGAUAAGCAAGCCCUAGGCUUAGUGGUUUAACCACAGCGCCACCUGGGUCCCUCUAAUGGGUGGCAAAUCCCCAGCCAUGGAGCCUAAUUUACCGGCCCUUCCUCAAAACAUUUUUUUUCCUGAUUCCCCAAUUUGGCAGCAGCAAAAAGGAGAAAAAGCGGAGGGCUCAGUACUGACAUAGGUGGAGACAAUUUAGGAAGGUGGGAGGUGUUGCCACACCCACUUUGGGCCACACCCACCACUGGCAUGCACCACCCCCACCCCCUGGGGCGGUUGGCCAAGACUGCAUGUGGCCCUCAGGUCAAGGAAGGUUAGUUGCCUCUCCCAUAACCAACCCAUUAAGUAUCGUUUAACUGAAAGCAAACCGUGAUUUCUUCUUAAAAGACAACAGUGUGAGCAUUCAUUCAUAUGCGCAAUAGAACUAUUACCAAUUCAUUCUGCACAUUUUCCGUUCUUUGAUCUGUUCCACCCUAUUUCUGUAUCAAAUGGGUUUUUUAAAAAGAAAGAAAGAAAAGCACAGGUGUUUUUGCACUUAAGUAUAUUUUAAAAGGCAAAUUUUACAUAGGAAUGGCAACAUAUUUUGCACGUAUAUAUCAUAUAUCCAUUCUGAAGGAAAUCAGCCCUCAGUGCUCACUGGAAGGACAGAUCCUGAAGCUGAGGCUCCAAUACUUUGGCCACCUCGUGAGAAGAGAAGACUCCCUGGAAAAGACCCUGAUGUUGGGAAAGAUGGAGGGCACUAGGAGAAGGGGACGACAGAGGACGAGAUGGUUGGGCAGUGUUCUCGAAGCUACGAACAUGAGUUUGCCCAAACUGCGGGAGGCAGUGCAAGACAGGAGUGCCUGGCGUGCUCUGGUCCAUAGGGUCACAAGGAGUCAGACAUGACUAAACGACUAAACAACAACAUAUCAAGCAUCUUGGAUAUUUGCACAUUUUUUAGUCACAUCAAAAUUUGGAGAGAUGCAAUAACUGGCCAAUAGCUGUGAUCUGCAAAAUUGGUUUGUUUCCCCAUUCCAACGUGGCUCAUACGAAAAUCCUCGACCUUCCCUACUCUAAAGUGAGGAACUGCAGUAUCAGCCCAGCACAAAGGAAGCCUCCUAAAAGGAGGGUGUACACAAUCAAGAAAUAAGCCAAGACCCUUUGGACUUCCUGGAGGACCGUGGCCACUAGCCCCUGGCUUUUCACCAGCCCAAACAUGGCUGAGGCAAUGCACUCUCCUAAAUCACCAUGGAAAAUGGAGUCUCCAAGAGUCCUGGUGGAUGAAAGAGGACAGGCUGGGGGUGUGGAAAGCCUUAUCUUGAUUCCCUUUCCAUCUUAAAUUUGCUGUUCUGUUGUGUUCUUCCUGUGAAAAGGCAGAAAGAAAGGUUUUGGGGUUUCUACAUUAUUAUUUAUUUACAAUCUCAGAAGGCACGACACAAAAGGAAAAUGGAUGGGGAGGGAGGAGGAGAUAUGCAAGUGCCCAGUUACAGGCUCUUCUAAUGAGCAACGGGUGGAACAAUUCAAGGAGAGGAGAUGCCAAAAGUUGCCCAUUUCUCAACUGUGCUGAUGGAGGGGUACUGCUUCUCAGUAGAGCUGGGGGUGGUCUUUGUCCCUUUUCUUCUGUUAUCUUGACCCUCAUGCUGAGGAAAGUCAAUAAGCAUUUGUGAGUCUUCUGUUGUUCACCUCAUUCAUGUCCCUAAAGAAAGGGCCAUUUUGUACGUUUCCUUGUUUUAGUUAUUCAGCAUAUUUAUAGCAUCUCCUCCGUCACAAUGAAUCCCAGAGCAGCGGGAGGGGGGGGGGUUGCAUGCAUGUUGCAUAAAAACACAUUGAAAGAAGAUCAGACUGCAAAAUAAAUAUAAACAAUGAGAACUAAAGUGGGUCAAUCACAUCCUAUCAAUGAAUUCACUAAGAUUCUGCAGAUUUAUUUAUUUUAUUUCAUAAAAUUUAAAUACUGCUUGAUUGUAAGGAAAAAAAUCCUCAGCACAGUUAGGCAAACAGGUCAAAGUCUUCAAAGCGGCCCUGAAAUGAAUACUCAGAAACAUUACAUGCUUCCCAUUUUGGCAUUCAAAUUUUGAGAGGAAUUUAGAAUUCAGAUUUUAACUCUGGGCACCCCAAAAUUUGAACGCUUAUUGGCUUCUGUUGUUUUGUUUUGAAUAUUUUUUGGGGGGGGCAGGCAUCCCAUAUGAAAUCUCAUGAGCUGUAAGUAAAGCAUUUCCAACUUAUUAAUCAUUGUGUAGUCUGUUUGUUGCAAAAGAGU